UGCUCUUUAAUUAAAAAAAAUAUUUGAUUCCCCUCAAUCUUCUCGCAAAAAUGAAUUAUACCAAAUGCAAGGAUAGAAGAAAAAAAUUAUACGAAUCAAUUGAAGAACGACUGUUAUAAGAAUAAAGAAACAACAUGGCGUCCACAAGUAUUCCCUACCCCUCAGUAAGACCUCAGCCUGAUGGCUCCCAUGAGAUCAAGUUACCAGAGGGACCCUAUGGAGUACCAGACAUGAUGCUGAAUGGAAUACAGUCCAGCAGAUCUAAACUUGGGACAGUUCACCCUUUGGAAUAUUCAGAAAAACAUUGGCAGGAAAACAAAGUUAAAAUGGACUUUGCAAUGUUGAGAAAUACACAAGGAAUCCAUAUGCCACUAAGAUUACAGAUGGAAAGGAACGUAGCCCAAAAAGUAAACAGACUACCAGGGAUGCACAGUUCUCAUUUAAUGAGCGACAUUUUAUCUGGACGAGAUGAAAUUAUUGACUUUGAGGAUAUUCUUAACAAUCCAGCUGACUGUGAGGCAGUAGGGGACGUACAUCUACUGGUGGAGAGGAAAUCUGGGAUACUGUAGCUAGUGUUGAAGACCUUCAUCUGUAAAUUAUCUGACUUACCACAGGAGGCCUGGUGUGCUUUCUCUCUGAAAUGAACAGUUUAAGAGUUGUCAUUUUCAUCUACACAUUGUACACUUUGUGAUUUGUACUGUUCUUUAAAUAAAUCAAUGUCCUCUGA
Messenger RNA from Saccostrea cuccullata (small rock oyster), 727 nucleotides. Its product is annotated as proteasome maturation protein-like. Gene Ontology annotation, biological process: proteasome assembly. The coding region runs from base 135 to 569 and encodes 144 amino acids. The transcript is spliced from 6 exons. NCBI's taxonomy places the organism in Eukaryota, Metazoa, Mollusca, Bivalvia, Ostreida, Ostreidae. Gene Ontology annotation, cellular component: nucleus; cytoplasm. The record is from RefSeq and is a predicted model, not a curated record.